Molecule: messenger RNA, 1308 nt
Organism: Peronospora belbahrii
Lineage: Eukaryota; Oomycota; Peronosporomycetes; Peronosporales; Peronosporaceae
Source: the annotation of a GenBank genome assembly
AUGGGCGUUCAGGUUUUCUCACUUGAAGGAAUACUUGAUGCAGUUCCUGGUCUUCAGACAUUGUAUAAGGCAACGUGCCCAUUCAUGUACUUUCGGAAUGAAGCAAAUGAUGCUGUUGAAAGUUUGGCAACUCAUGACGUAUUCUUAUCCGAGAUACCAUUUGAACUAGAAGAAGAGAAGACAUGGCGCAAAUAUCCUACAUUUCCACACCCACCGUUAUUGGUAGCUGUUGGAACGUGUGAUGCUGUGGUGGUGCGUUGGCGAAGCUUUGAGACCCUUUUGUGGCCCGUCGAACGUUUUGUGCUUCAACGAUACCCGGGACGCGAAAAUAAGCCACAGUGGAGCACACUGCUGGACAAAAAUACGUCAGAAUUUGUGGACUUAGAUGUACAAUGCGGACGUCGAUACGGAUACCGCAUACAGGCCCUCAGUAGAGACAAUGCGGCGAGCGCGUUCGAGUACCAAUGGACAAAACUCGAUCGAGUCAAGAUUGACAGCAGAACAUUGUGCCGAUUAUCAACUACUUUGCUCGAUUCCGCUGAAACGUUUAAGCUAGAAGGACUUCGCUCUCUCUGGCUUAUUGUUGCAUGCUUUUUGACGGUAUAUGGUAUCAUGCGCGCAAGUGUCGUGGGUGUCCAGGGCACGGAGUCUCGUAGCUCUCGUCUUAAGCGAAUCAAAAAGUCGUCGGAGGGAGCUACGUUUGUAGUCAAUACUUCUGUGUUACCAAGGCAGUCGUCAGUGUCGAUGUCGAGCACAUCUCCAUCUAUGGCAGUUGUUCCCGGCCAGCGUGGCAGUAUGGUUGAUGCGAGCCCCUCGAUUCCAACCGACACGACAGGCGGCUUAAUGCGUGGACACAGUAGCAUAGACAGUAUGGUGCCGCUAGAGUCGGCUCACACAUCCAGUCCAAGCACGUUCCGGCCUAUGUCGCGCUCCAUUGGUGUCGUUGACGAGAUAGCCACCGGAUGCGAGCAUUGUGGCAAACGCUUUGGACUUUUUCGGAGGCGGCAUAUAUGCGAUAUUUGCCACUCGGUCUCGCUGUGCCGCAAGUGUGGCUAUCAGGCCACGGUGGACAGCUUUGCCAACGCCGGAACCGACACACAGACGAAUUUUUGGAUAGGCAACGAUAGAGCGAGCACUGGGUGUCGUGGUAUGGACCGAGGUCGCUCGAGUCUGGGCCAGCAGCAUCAAAAGAAGCUUAAGAUCCGCACUAUUUGCAGAAAUUGUUGCGACGAGGUGUAUCGGUACUCGACACAUGCAAGUGUGAGACCGUCUUAUAUCUUACCUGAGAUACCAGCACAGCGUUUGUAA